Messenger RNA from Suillus subalutaceus, 1092 nucleotides. RefSeq lists its product as uncharacterized. The transcript is spliced from 6 exons. NCBI's taxonomy places the organism in Eukaryota, Fungi, Basidiomycota, Agaricomycetes, Boletales, Suillaceae. The record is from RefSeq and is a predicted model, not a curated record. The coding region runs from base 1 to 1092 and encodes 363 amino acids.
AUGGGCAAUCUCGACUGGGAGACAUUCGUAUUGACACAAGCUUCUCACGUUCCCCUAGUACUACUCGGGAUUUCCUUGCAGAGCCAAUGCCCAGGGACAGAUAUUCCAGGGCAAGCCAUACAUCGCGUGUCCGAGAUGUUACUUGGAUUUCGGCCUCUCAGCCAUCCCAGUACCCUGCAACCCAAACCCCUCCGACCCCUCACUGGCAACAUUCCACUCCUGUUAUGCGUCCAGCACUUCAUACAGCGCAGCCCACUCUGUCAGACUUCGGAGUACGAGUACAUGACUGUUGGCAUCGACGACACAGGUGCCGAUGAGGAGAAUGGAUAUGGGUCUUCAGAGGGACAUGAGAGGAAGCCUCAGGGCAAGAAGAAGUUUUACGGCGGGUUCAUGAAUGGGUUGAAAAGAAUCUCGCUCGUACACCGACAAGUGCUAGCAAAUAAUGUGCCCCAGGUCGAGAGAGUUGACACGCCUCCGUCCGACAUGCUAUCUCCCGCAAAACCAAACAUUCUGUUUGAUGCUGAUACACGCACAUCCAUUGCGGAUACAAGGCGUGACCGGACAUUGUCGGCUGUCAACGAGUUGUACGAACCUAGUCGCUCGCAUGCUACUGCGACUCCUGUCCUUGUGGAGCCUCGGCCUGCAGAGGAUUUUGCAAAGAUGGAGUCUCCUAUCCGCCCCCCACCAGAGGAAUCCAUUGCCUCUCAAGUGGCGCGUAUUCGGCGAUUCAUGCGGGACCUUAGCAGCCUUCCAUGGAUUUCUCCGGCUCGUAUCUCGAAUGAAUAUGUUCCCGGACAGAGUGAUCGGAGGAGGCACAGCCGUCAACGGUACUCCAAGACAUCAAAGAGUUGGUAUUCCCAGCGAAACAGAGGAACCUUGGACUUGCUUUCAGGCCGCAUUCCACAUCAUGUCCAGAACUCGCCUGCUCCAGCUCCGAGACCGCAGUUCUCUGGCGGGCGGUCCAGAUCGCCUUCUUCGGAUGGUGCUCCAUCGUCAGACAGUACUAGCAACCCACAAUACUCCGGGCCAUUAUACCCAGCGUCACGGUCGCCUCUGCGGCACAAUGGAACCCCGAGGACGCCUGUGUUGUGA